Molecule: messenger RNA, 1404 nt
Organism: Penicillium subrubescens
Lineage: Eukaryota; Fungi; Ascomycota; Eurotiomycetes; Eurotiales; Aspergillaceae
Product: calcium/proton exchanger
Exons: 4
Coding region: 1-1404 (467 amino acids)
Biological process (GO): intracellular calcium ion homeostasis; calcium ion transmembrane transport
Cellular component (GO): fungal-type vacuole membrane
Molecular function (GO): calcium:proton antiporter activity
Source: RefSeq, a predicted model, not a curated record
AUGUCUUCCGUUGGGUUUCGCUCGCAGGUGCGGAGCUAUAGCUUCGGUCCCACUAGGAAAAUGAGUUCCUCCAGCAAUGGCCGUGUUGAGGCUGGUGAGCGGACCGCGUUGUUGGGCCAUAUUGGACAUUCUUCUUCGUUCUCGGGCCUGGCGCCCCAUGAGCAGACCGAGCAUGGUGGUCACCACCAUCACCCCAAGGAUAAUCGUGCCUGGGUGCGUUGGCCGCUGCAUGUCGUGCGUUUGACCUGGUUGACUCUGGUCCGCGAUUAUGUGAAUAUUCUGUUGGUCUUUGUUCCUUUGGGUAUCAUCGCGGGAGCCCUCGGUUGGGAUCCGAGCGCUAUCUUUGUUCUCAAUUUCUUUGCUAUCAUUCCGCUUGCCUCCCUGCUGAGCUUUGCGACGGAGGAGUUGGCUGCGACGAUGGGUCAGGCGUUGGGUGGUCUGAUGAAUGCUACUUUUGGUAAUGCUGUUGAGUUGAUUGUCAGUAUCAUUGCUCUCAAGGACAAACAGAUCCGUGUCGUCCAGGCCAGUAUGCUGGGUAGUAUCCUCUCCAAUAUCCUUUUGGUUCUGGGCUGCUGCUUCCUGGUGGGCGGUAUCCGUCACCGCGAGCAGUCCUUCAACUCUACCGUGGCCUCCACCAUGUCCUCCCUGAUGGCCGUGGCUUCCGCCUCGUUGAUUAUCCCGGCCACUCUCUACGCGGCCCUGUCCCACUCCAAGCAAAGCGCACAGGACAAUAUCUUGAUCCUCUCCCACGGUACCUCGAUCAUCCUGCUCAUCAUUUACGUGAUGUACCUCUACUUCCAGCUCCACUCCCACGCCUAUCUCUUCGAGGAGUCCAACGAUGCCGAGACUGCCGAGGGUGCCGAGGGUGCCGAGGGCGAGGAAGAGGAGGAGCGUCUGCUGAACCCCGUGGCUGCCACUGUGGCUCUGAUCAUCGUGACUAUCCUGGUGGCCAUCUGUGCUGAUUACCUGGUUGGCAGCAUUGACAGCAUCGUGGAAAAGACCGGCAUGAGCAAGACCUUUAUUGGUCUGGUGCUGAUUCCUAUCGUUGGCAAUGCUGCCGAGCACGUUACUGCGGUGGUGGUUGCAUACAAGGAUAAGAUGGAUCUGGCGAUUGGCGUCGCAAUUGGUAGCAGCUUGCAGAUUGCCCUUUUCGUCACUCCCUUCCUGGUCAUCCUGGGCUGGAUCAUGGGUAUCGAGAUGACUCUUCACUUCCAGACCUUUGAGACCGUCGCGUUCUUCAUUUCUGGCCUGGUCGUGACCCUCUUGAUUCAGGAUGGAAAGUCCAACUAUCUGGAGGGUGGCAUGUGCCUGGGAAUGUACCUCAUUCUUGCUCUGGCAUUCUAUGUCUACCCCGACGAUGUCGGUGAGGGAGUUGGUGGUUUCUUCGGCAACCACGUCAACUAA